AUGGAAAAUGUUAGGUUGGCAAAAGGGAUGAAGUUCCCAAACUCCCAGGUGUUUAGGAAGGCUUUGAGGGAGUAUGUGAUUCAGAAUCACAUUGAUGUCAAGUGGAAGUUGAAUGAGAAGAAGAAGAUUUAUGUAUAUUGUAAGAACAAUUGUGGAUGGAGGUGUUAUGCCUCAAUGGUGACUGGAGAGUGCACAUUUGAGAUCAAGACACUUUAUCCUGAGUGUACUUGCCCCCUAUCAUUUAAAAAUGGGCAAGUUACAUCAGCCUAUGUGGCAAAGAGGUAUUUGGAGGAUUUUGGUAAGAAUCCUAAUUGGGAGGUCUCAAGUGUUAAGCACCAUGUGAUGCAGAAGAUUUUAGUUGAUUUAAGUCUUAGUCAGGUGUAUAGAUCAAGGAAGGCAGCUAGGGGGCUGAUUACUGGGAAUGAAGAGGCUCAGUAUGGCCUACUUAGAGAUUAUGCAGAAAUGAUAUUAAGGACAGAUGUAGGAAGUAGGGUGAUUCUGCAAACAGAGAUGGAAAAUGAGAAUGCAGAGCCCAAGUUUAAAAGGAUGUACAUUAGGUACAAUGCUCAGAAGGUUGGCUUUCUAGGUGGUUGUAGACCCUUUGUUGGGCUGGAUGGAUGCCACUUGAAGGGUAGGUUUGGUGGGCAAUUGUUGUCUGCCACUGCCAAGGAUGGAAAUGACAAUAUAUUCCCAGUGGCAAUGGCUAUGGUUGAGCAAGAGAACAAGGAUAGCUGGACCUGGUUCUUGGAGCAGUUUGCUGAUGACAUUGGCAGGCCAGAUGAGCUCAAUCUGGUAUUCAUCAGUGACAGGUAUUGUGUGAAGCACAUAUACAACAACUUCAAGGUUAACCACAAGGGCAUGGAGUUGAAAAGUGUACUGUGGAGGUGUGCUGGCACAACAUCAGCCAAGGAAUUUGAGAGAGGGAUGGACCAUCUUAAGAGUUUGGAUGAAGAAGCUUGGCAGUACCUGACUGAUAUAGAGCCUGCACAGUGGACCAGAUCCCACUUUUCUUCAAGAGCUUUGACAGAUUGUAUGGUAAACAAUCUGAGUGAGAGUUUUAACUCUAUGAUUGUGAAGGCUAGAGACAAGCCCAUCUUAUCAAUGCUGGAGUGGAUCAGAGUUAGGCUUAUGAGCACGCUGUAUAUAAAGAAGGCUGUUCCUUCUGGGAGGUUUGUGUAUGAGGUUGACAAUGAGAGGGAAAGGCAUGUGGUGGACUUGGUAAAUAGGACAUGCAGUUGUAGAGUAUGGGAUUUGACAGGAAUCCCUUGCAAGCAUGGAGUUGCAGCCAUUUUUGUUAAUCGUGAGAAACCAGAAGACUACACCCAUCCAUGCUACUACAAGGAUGCUUAUGUGGAGACAUACAAGACACCCAUACCUCCCAUGCCUGGCCAGUCUGAGUGGAUUUCAAGUGGCCAACCCAAGCCUGUUGCACCUACUGUCUAUAAGCCACCAGGCAGGCCACCCAUGAAGAAGAAGAGAGAUGCUGAUGAGCCGAACCCUUAUAAGGUGUCUAGAGGAAACAUACCAGUGAGGUGUGGAAGGUGUCAACAGGAAGGGCACAAUGCAAGGGGAUGCAAGGCCAAUGGAAGUGGAAGGCCUUCUACACAUAGACAAGGAUCCCAGGCCCCAUCUUCAUCACAGACCCAAUCCUCAGCUCAGCCCCCACCAACACAUCAGCCUUACACUAUGGCCUCAUCCAACCAGGCAGCAGGGUCACAGCCACAAGCUCCAUGGUUAGGGCCACCAGCUCCAUGGUCACAGAACCCAAGUCAAUGGUACUCUUCAAACUUCAGGUACACAGUUAGAGGAGCUCCUUGGUUCUCUUCAAGCCAGCCAACACCACACACCCCUGCAGAAACAUGGGACAGUAGACCACUAUCAUCACAGCCUACAAGACCACCUGCUACCAGAGGAGCUGCUUUGAGAGGAAUGGGUGAUGCAGCUAGAGCUCAGAAAUGUAGAACAAGAGGUGGAAAGGCCAGCUGUGGUGGGAGAGGCAGGGGCAGGGGUAGGGGCAGGGGCAGGGGCACUGCAACUGUUUUGGUUGUUGUACCAAAUGCCUUAUAUUUACUGGUGGUUGAUGAAAGACUAUUCAAUGCCACCUUAAAAUAUGGUGUAUGUGUUGAAUAG
This is a messenger RNA of Quercus robur (English oak), 2130 nucleotides long. RefSeq lists its product as uncharacterized. The transcript has 7 exons. The coding region runs from base 1 to 2130 and encodes 709 amino acids. Gene Ontology annotation, molecular function: zinc ion binding. The record is from RefSeq and is a predicted model, not a curated record. Lineage: Eukaryota; Viridiplantae; Streptophyta; Magnoliopsida; Fagales; Fagaceae.